AUGGCGAUGAUUGCUGCGCCAUUGGCUCACCCUGCUGUGGUUGGUCCCACCAGGGGUCUGGCUGCUGUGGAUCCGCUUCGAUGCAGCAAAGCAAGUGCCAACGGUGCUUUGACGGCAACUACAGUUGCUGUGGUCGCACGACACAAGAGAGUGCGGAAGAUACUUGCCAAAGCAGAGAAGGAGGAGACUGAGGAUGUGAAGGAUAGUGCUGAAUCCACGAAGACCUCAGGGUUCAGGAGAUGGUGGAAGAAGACUGCCAAGAUCGAUGCCAAAGCUUUGCGAAAAAUGGGCCUGAUGUGCCUCUUGUCUUAUGGCUUUGUGUCGAAUGUCAACGCGUUACUGCUUAUCCUCCUAGCAACAUACCGAUCAAUCCUGGCCACUGGGGCAAGCCCUUUGGCUAGCAAGGCGUCGCUAAAGCAAUUUGGCAUCACGUGGGCAGGACUAUACGUGAUCAGCAACAUUGUCAGACCUGUGCGAAUCAGUAUCGCUUUGGCAAUCUCGAAGCCAUUUGAUAAGCUCGUGAAAUUCUUCGAGGAAAAACUAAAGUGCAAGCGUUGGAUGGCGAUUGGUGCGGUAGUGCUCUUCUUGAACGUCUUCUUGACCAUCGCCUUGCUUUGGGGUGGUAUGAUCCUGGUAUCAAGCUUGACUGGGGUCAAGGUGAGUGCUUCCCAGAUUGGCGUCCUGCUAAAGGCGGGCAAAGCUGCCAAGGGGCACUGA
Molecule: messenger RNA, 717 nt
Organism: Durusdinium trenchii
Lineage: Eukaryota; Dinophyceae; Suessiales; Symbiodiniaceae
Source: the annotation of a GenBank genome assembly